Molecule: messenger RNA, 1208 nt
Organism: Arachis ipaensis
Lineage: Eukaryota; Viridiplantae; Streptophyta; Magnoliopsida; Fabales; Fabaceae
Molecular function (GO): metal ion binding
Source: RefSeq, a predicted model, not a curated record
ACUUAUGAUUUACAUAAUUCACACACAGUAUAACAUUUAAUGUCUAUUGCCCACCGAAAGGGAAAGAUUUUUGAGAAAUCUCAGGAUUAUGCCAAGUCAAAUAUGCACUAGACCAGUUUACAUAUUUCAAAUUUGAUCCAAGCAGAUUUUGUGUAUAUAUUGGAUCCUUUGAAGUAUCUUUUCUUACAUCUUUUUUAACAGGCUAUCUCACUAUUUCUUUUGAUUUGUAUUACUAAAAACGAGUACUAUCUCAAUUCUCCACAAGAAUGGAGUCCUCCAAUGACACUCCGGUUUUUACCUUAAAAGUUGAUUUUGGAUGCUCAAUGGAAUGCCCAAGGGAUGUGAAGAACAUGUUGCAACAACUUAAGGGAGUGAAAUCUAUUUCCAUUGAUUCAAACCAAGGGAAGGUAAUAGUUGUAGGCCAUGUAAGUCCCGUGAUGCUAAUCAAGCUUCUUCAGAAGAUGGGAAGAAAGGCACAACUUUGGUCCUUUGACAAACCAACAAUGCACAACACCGGUGGCUUUUCUCCUAAGCAAAGACAGAAAUCACAAAAUUCUCAUUGUUGUUGUGAGAGUAGUGACUCCGGGGAAGAUUCCGAUACUGAUAUUUACAAUGGCCACAUAUCUUGUAAACACAAAGAUCACAGGGCUCGGCGGCAUGAUAAAAAGAGCAAGAAAAGGUGUAGCUGUAAACAUAACCUACGUUUUGCUGAUGAAUAUGCAGCACCACCAUCAUUUACAGGGUACCAACCACAACUGAUGCAAGGGUACCAACCAUACGCCGGAUAUCAACAACCGAUGCUAGGGUACCAACCAUACAUGGGAUACCAAUUACCAUUGCAGUUCCAAUCUGUGGCAUAUACAAGACCAGUCCCUAGCCAUGGUUACUAUAGGCAGGUUCAUCCUGUCCCAUCCAGUUAUUGGCAUCCACGAUAUGGCUCGAGGUUUUUGGCUAAACAGAAUCCCAUGUUCCACUGUACCAGUUAUGCAGACAACUACCACUAUCCUGUGUAGAUGCAAUAGUCAAAUACUCAUAUAUGCUAUAUGUAUGGUCAAGUCCAGGAAAUUAUUUAGACACUGCCAUUUCACUUUUCAUUCCUUGUUUUAUACUUUGAUGUAAUCUUGGUUUGAUAGAACAAGUUUUAUGUGCUGUUGCUUCUCAGUUCUCACUGAUGGAGUAGAUUUUAAACACAUCUUUAUUAUUUUUUU